CGCGAGGACACUCUCGCAUGCCACUAUUUUCGUCAUCGUCAUCAUCUUCUUCUUCUUCGCUCCUCGCCAGGCUCGCCUCAUCCACUCCCCUCGCCUCUCGCUUCUCCAUCCCUCGCCUCUUCUCCCUCCCCCGCCGACCUCCUCCCCCUCCGCCUCCGCCGCCGACCGCCUCCCCCGCAGCCGCCGCCGCGAUGGACCGCACCGCCGAGGACGCGCUCCGCAGGGCCCUCGCCGACAAGCAGGCCGCCGUCGAAGCCCAGGGCAACGCCGUCCGCGCCCUCAAGGCCGGCAAGGCCCCGAAGCCGGAGAUCGACGCCGCCAUCGCCGCCCUCAACGCCCUCAAGAUCGACAAGGCCGGCGUCGAGAAGCAGCUCCAGGCCGCCGUCUCCGGCGCCGGCGACGGCGCCCUCACCCGGGAGGCGUUCCGCCACGCCGUGGUCAACACGCUCGAGCGCCGCCUGUUCUACAUUCCCUCGUUCAAGAUCUACCGCGGUGUCGCGGGGCUCUACGACUACGGCCCGCCCGGCUGCGCCGUCAAGUCCAACGUCUUGGCGUACUGGCGUCAGCAUUUUGUUCACGAGGAGAACAUGUUGGAGGUCGACUGCCCUUGUGUCACUCCGGAGAUUGUCCUUAAGGCGUCGGGUCACGUGGACAAGUUUACUGACCUUAUGGUGAAGGAUGAGAAAACUGGGACUUGCUAUCGAGCUGACCAUCUGCUCAAAGAUUUUUGUAACGAGAAGCUCCAAAAGGAUUUGAGCAUUAGUGCAGAGAAGGCUGCGGAACUAAAGCUUGUACUUGCAACUUUGGAUGAUCUCUCUGCUGAUGAAUUGGGUGCCAAGAUAAAAGAAUAUGGUAUCGCAGCUCCUGACACCAAAAACGCUCUCUCCGAUCCCUAUCCGUUCAACUUGAUGUUUCAAACGUCCAUAGGCCCAUCUGGUUUGCUCCCCGGGUACAUGCGACCUGAAACUGCACAAGGCAUUUUUGUCAAUUUCAAAGACCUUUAUUAUUAUAACGGCAAUAAACUCCCCUUUGCUGCUGCUCAGAUUGGUCAGGCUUUCAGAAAUGAGAUUUCUCCUCGCCAAGGUCUUCUAAGAGUUCGUGAGUUCACUCUCGCUGAGAUCGAGCAUUUUGUUGAUCCAGAAGAUAAAUCCCAUCCAAAGUUUUCUCAAGUUGCAGAUCUGAAAUUUCUGAUGUUCCCAAGGGAACAACAAAUGUCUGGCCAAUCUGCUAUUAAAACUCAGCUUGGUGAAGCAGUUUCAAAGGGAACUGUGAACAAUGCGACUCUUGGCUACUUCAUUGGGAGAGUAUAUCUAUUUUUAACUCGCCUCGGCAUAGACAAGGAUCGCUUGCGGUUUAGGCAACAUCUUGCAAACGAAAUGGCUCACUAUGCAGCAGAUUGUUGGGAUGCUGAAAUUGAGUGUUCCUAUGGUUGGAUCGAGUGUGUUGGUAUUGCAGAUAGGUCAGCAUAUGAUUUACGAGCACAUACGGAGAAAAGUGGGGUUGCUCUUGUUGCCCAUGAAAAAUUUGCUGAACCCAGAGAAGUGGAGAAACUGGUAAUUUCUUCAAACAAGAAGAAACUCGGUCUUGCCUUUAAGGGAAACCAAAAGAUGGUUGUUGAAUCUCUGGAGGCAAUGGGUGAAGAGGAAGCUUUGCAGUUGAAGGCAGCUUUAGAAUCCAAAGGAGAGGCUGAAUUUCUCGUAUGCACAUUGGGGAAGAGUGUAAUAAUCAAGGAUAACAUGGUUAAGAUUUCUAAGCAGAAGAUAAGGGAAAAUCAAAGGGUUUUUACACCGUCUGUUAUUGAACCGUCUUUUGGCAUUGGACGCAUAAUAUACUGCCUUUAUGAGCAUUCUUUCUAUACAAGGCCCAGCAAAGCAGGGGAUGAACAACUAAAUGUGUUCCGCUUCCCUCCACUCGUGGCACCUAUCAAGUGUACGGUUUUCCCAUUGAUUCAGAAGCCAGAGUAUGAGUCAGUUGCUCAACUUAUUAGCAGAUCACUGACUGUGGCUGGUGUUUCACACAAGAUUGACAUUACAGGCAACACAAUAGGGAAGAGAUAUGCAAGAACCGAUGAGCUUGGUGUGCCCUUUGCAAUUACUGUCGAUUCUCAAGUUGAUGUGACCAUUCGAGAGAGGGACAGCAAAGAUCAAGUUCGAGUGAGUGUGGGGGAAGUGGCCUCAGUUGUGAAGGAGGUAAUUGAUGGGCACCGGACCUGGUCUGAUGUAUGGUCGAGUUUCCCACAUCAUACAUCUGCAUCUGCUGAAGAUGAAUAGUUGAGUUACCGAUAUUAUAGUUUACUUAACUUUACAUCAGUUAGAAUCAAACAUACAAUGUAAUUUGUCACAUUUUUGGGGGAUAUCCGAGGUAGCAAACGAAUGGCAUACUUUUUAUAUGUA
Syzygium oleosum is the source of this 2393-nucleotide messenger RNA. RefSeq names its product glycine--tRNA ligase, mitochondrial 1-like. The record is from RefSeq and is a predicted model, not a curated record. Gene Ontology annotation, cellular component: cytoplasm; mitochondrion. Gene Ontology annotation, biological process: mitochondrial glycyl-tRNA aminoacylation. The transcript is spliced from 9 exons. The coding region runs from base 18 to 2270 and encodes 750 amino acids. Gene Ontology annotation, molecular function: glycine-tRNA ligase activity; ATP binding. NCBI's taxonomy places the organism in Eukaryota, Viridiplantae, Streptophyta, Magnoliopsida, Myrtales, Myrtaceae.